CUGAGAUCGAGUGGAAAAUUCGAUGCAUCGAUGCCAAACAUCAAUAUUUUCGAUGCGUCGAUAUUUUUCCGAAUUCCCUAAUAGAGAUUUAGCAACAUGGUUUUCCUGCGUGGAUGGAGAUAUGCAGCUUUUAUUUCUUGUAUUGUCGGCGGAAUGGGUAUAGCACUUUACCCGAUCGUCGUUGAGCCAAUGAUGAAUGUGGAAAGGUAUAAGGAUCUGCAAAAACGUACCCGCGCAGAAAUUAAACAAGAAGACAUUCAGCCCGGCAACAUGAAAGUGUGGUCUGAUCAGUUUGGGCGUAAAUAAAACACAUGAUA
Messenger RNA from Rhagoletis pomonella (apple maggot), 317 nucleotides. RefSeq names its product small integral membrane protein 20. NCBI's taxonomy places the organism in Eukaryota, Metazoa, Arthropoda, Insecta, Diptera, Tephritidae. The record is from RefSeq and is a predicted model, not a curated record. Gene Ontology annotation, biological process: mitochondrial respiratory chain complex IV assembly. Gene Ontology annotation, cellular component: mitochondrial inner membrane. The coding region runs from base 97 to 306 and encodes 69 amino acids. The transcript has a single exon.